AUGUUCCGAUUUACACUAGGGAUGUUUGUUCAACACUUUAUAUACAUCCUCCUAUCCGUGGCUUCCAUAGCCUCAGCUUGGUCACCCACAGACUCUUAUGCACCAGGAAAAGUGGAUUGUCCCUCCGAUGUGGAUCUCGUGCGUGUUGCCGACCGUAUCUCCGAUGAGGAAGAGUCCUGGUUGGAAGGAAGAGAUGGCGUGACACAGGACCUCAUUGUUGAGUUUUUACAAAAUGCAAAUAUGUCAGACUUUGAUGCCGAGAGCUACGUCAAGGGCUUGAACCAAAGCUUACACAUUGGAUUGGCAUUCUCCGGCGGUGGGUACCGUGCCAUGUUGAAUGGUGCAGGACAAUUGAGUGCUUUGGACUCAAGAACCAAGGGAAAUAAAAGUUCCGAUGCGCAAGGUUUGGGUGGAUUGUUGCAAGCAAGCACCUACCUUGCCGGAUUAUCUGGUGGUAGUUGGCUUGUGGGGUCAAUUGUUAUGAACAACUUUACCUCAGUACAAGACAUUAUAGACAAGAAUGAGAUUUGGGACUUGAGCCACUCAAUUAUGAAUUAUGGUGGUAUCAAUGUUAUCAAAACCUAUGAAUACUACAAGGGCAUUUCAGACGAUUUGGAUGCAAAGAAGGAUGCCGGUUUCGAAUUGACAUUGACCGAUGCCUGGGGCAGAGGCUUGUCUCAUCAGUUCUUUUCGACUUUGAACGACUCUGGUGCAUCCAUGACUUUUAGUAGUUUACAAGAUUGGGAUGUGUUUACAGAAUACAAGAUGCCAUUUCCCAUCUUUGUUAGUGACACUAGAGCGCCAAACACUCAGAUUAUCAGCUUGAACUCGAGUUUGAAUGAAUUUAACCCAUUUGAAAUUGGAAGUUGGGAUUCAAGUAUCUACCAAUUCAGUAAGAUCAAGUACUUGGGAUCAGAGGUUGAAGACGGAGAAGCAAAUGGUACAUGUUAUGCAGGUUUCGACAAUGCCGGGUUUGUUAUGGGUACAUCAUCCACUUUGUUUAAUCAAUUCAUUUUGCAAAUCAACACCACCUCGUUAUCAUCAACUGUCAAGUCUAUUAUCACUUCGUUUUUAAAAGAUUUCUCCAAAGAUGAAAACGAUGUUGCCAUUUACGAGCCAAACCCAUUCUACGACACCGAUGUUGGAACAUCAGAACACAUUGCGCAAAACGAGACAUACACCUUGGUUGAUGGUGGUGAAGAUGGACAAAAUAUCCCACUUUGGCCAUUGUUCCAACCUACUCGUGAUGUUGACGUUGUUUUUGCAUUUGACAACUCGGCAGACACGGAUGAGUCGUGGCCCAAUGGUACUUCUUUAGUUAUGUCGUACGAGAGACAAUUUGUCGAUGCCGGAAACAGCACCAUCUUCCCAUACGUGCCUGAUCAACAAUCAUUCAUCAACUUGAACUUGUCUGCAAAACCAACCUUUUUUGGUUGUGACGCCAAGAAUCUUUCGUCAUUGGUGCAAAAUGACCAAACAAGCGUUUAUGAUACUCCACUCUUGGUAUACAUUGCCAACCGUCCAUUCAGUUAUUGGACAAACACUUCAACAUUCAAGAUGAAGUAUGAUACUUCUGAGCGUAAUUCGAUUAUCCAAAAUGGGUUUGAAGUUGCUUCUCGUUACAACUUGACCCUUGACCCUGAAUGGCCAGCAUGUGUUGGUUGUGCCAUCAUUAGAAGAUCACAAGAACGUAAUGGGGAAGAACAAAGUGAACAAUGUAAGCAAUGUUUUGAAAGAUAUUGUUGGGAUGGAAGCUUGGAUACCACGACAAACGAAGACAGAAUCAAUUUCACUUCGGAAGGUACUACAAGCGAUUCUGAAUCAUUAAAGACCAGUGAGGGAUCAAGUUUGGUGAGCAAGUUGAGCUGGUCCGUGUGGUUUAGUUUAUUGGCUGCAUUGUGUAUGUUCCUGUUCUGA
Lodderomyces elongisporus is the source of this 1917-nucleotide messenger RNA. It is a transcript of the gene PLB3, whose product is annotated as lysophospholipase. Gene Ontology annotation, biological process: glycerophospholipid catabolic process. Bases 1 to 1917 code for a protein of 638 amino acids. Gene Ontology annotation, molecular function: A2-type glycerophospholipase activity. The transcript has 3 exons. Gene Ontology annotation, cellular component: plasma membrane; extracellular region; intracellular membrane-bounded organelle. The record is from RefSeq and is a predicted model, not a curated record. NCBI's taxonomy places the organism in Eukaryota, Fungi, Ascomycota, Pichiomycetes, Serinales, Debaryomycetaceae.